This is a messenger RNA of Vicia villosa (hairy vetch), 2512 nucleotides long. RefSeq lists its product as uncharacterized. The transcript has 2 exons. Lineage: Eukaryota; Viridiplantae; Streptophyta; Magnoliopsida; Fabales; Fabaceae. The record is from RefSeq and is a predicted model, not a curated record. Bases 61 to 243 code for a protein of 60 amino acids.
AGAAGUCGAGAGACACUGCGACGCGCCUGUGUGUUUUGUGACGGCGAUAUUCGUAAAUCAAUGUGGUCGUACCCGCCGACGGCGAGGCAAUUAGCCGUAACUGGCGGCAUGUUUGUCGUCGGUGCUUCGUUGUUCGGCGCCGGAGCUUACCUUUCGUACGUUAACGUUGCUCCUCAGCAGGCUCGCGUGAAAGAACGCAGUGAAGUGAUGAGGAAUUAUCUCAGGAAGCGCCUCGGGGAUUGAUGCAUCGGUCAAAAGGGCAGUAGAUGGAAGUGGAUUGUGAUGAUUUGUGAAUAAUUGAAAUGGGGUUUUGAGAACCUAAUUGAAGGGAAUAGAGGUUUGUGUACUCGUAGAUAUGAAUUAGGCUCACUCUUCAGUGAAGGAGUGUUCUAUUUUGUCUCUGGAAUUUGUUUUAGUUAACUUUAGGAUCUGUCUAGUUGAUAUGUAAUGUAACCACUAAACCUCAAGGAUUGGUCGGGGGUUAGCCUGUUGGUGAAAGUUUGAGACUUAAGAGUGUGUUUUUCUUAAGGUCCUCCUAGGUGCUAACAAUUUCUGUAUUGGAUCAGUUCAUCUAGAGUUUUAUACUGACUUUAAAUAAGUCUCCGUAAGUGGAUGGUAGGAUUGGUCUCUCUCGGAUUAGUCGGUCUUAGGCCGCGAGAUUUCAAAAAAAAAAAUGUAAAUGGUUUAAAAGUAUUAUGAGUAUUUAUUAGUUUAAACUUUAAAUAAGAUGAGAAAGCUUGCUGACCCUCCUAUAGUUUAUGGAAUUUGGAUUGCCUGGCAUCGGCAAUCUCUGCAUUCACGUAGUUGGCAUUUCAGUGGCGUUAGAUUGAAAUUGUCUGGUUCAAAUUUCAAUGCAAUUUUGAUUUAAAAAAAAAUAAAAAAAUCAAGCUUGAAAUCAGGAUCAUCUGGUCUCGUCUUGAAUCUAUCGGCCUCCAAUAUGUGGAAUAUGUUAAUGUGGAGAUUACCAACUACAGGCAACCUGAAUUUAUGAUGCUGUGUAUAAACUCCCAAAGAGAGCCUUAGUCUAUAACUGAAAACUUUGGCUCUCACGGUGAAAAGUCACGAACGUUGAGCUGAAGCCUACACCAUCAGCAUUUCAAACUUACGGUGAAAAGAACAUUGGACAUGCGGUAGUAAUGUUUCACCUCGUUACCAAACAUAGCAUAGUCUCUGGAAGCUGGAGCCUUUGAAUGUGUAUGUGUGGAAUAAUUUUUCAAAUUUGAUAGGAUUGUCUGUUACGAUUCUGCAACUCAUUAUCUUUUAACCUCUACCUAAUCUUAGCUUAAAUCUUGAUUUUGACAGCAUUGGUUUAAACAUCUCUUCUUUAACUAUUUGUUCAUCCUCACUACGUAGCUCGUGGGAGAAAAACAUAUUUUUGGUUACCUUCAACAUAUAUUACAGGAAAAAAGACACUAGCUUGAUUUUAACAAUAUUUUGAUCUCCUUCAAGAUUACCAUACAUAAAUAUUGUCAAAUGAAAUAGGCAGAUACUGCGGCAAGGCAUGUUUAGCAGUAUGUGAGAUAUGAACACAAUAAGAGAAGUGUAUAGUUAAAAUCUGCAUAUGAUGUUGGCCAUCUAGUUUGCUUGAGUUUGACUGCCCUGAGUUUAGCAGAUAUAAAAGAACAUCUAGUUUGCUUGACUUUCUUGCGCUUGCACUUCCUUAUAUUCGUACCCUCUUGUGUCUGGUUCUCAGCUAACCUUGAGUUUAUAUUUAUGAAACACAGACACAGACACUAAAUACGACACAAAUACUGAUAUGCUGACACUGAUACAUGUGUCGGUGUCAGACACUGUCACAUGUUGGACACCGAACACAUCUUUAUUCUGAGAUGUCCGUGCUACUAAUUGCAAACUUGUUAUAAAGACAAACUUUCACAAUGUAGCUAAUAACAUUUGAAUUCAGUUAAUUUCCUUUUAUGCCUUUUGUAUUUUUCUCUCUUGUGUGCUAGCUUGUAGAUAAACUAAGCAAACAAUGGGUCAGUUUCUGCAUCCCUUAGAUUGGUACCACUACUAGUGUCAAUGUCAUGCACUCUUCUCUUUUUCUUUUUCCUUCAGCAAUUGUUAAGUGUCAGCAUACUGGUCCAAUACCAGUUCAAUUCUCAUCAAAUUCACUAUUAUUGCAACAUUAUUCCUCCUCUGUCAUCAACAACUUCUUCAUCAGUUGCUUUGUUGUCGUCAUUACUUCCCUCCUUAUCUAGAAUUAACUAUUUCUAUCAGUAAGUUGUUGGUUGCACAUAAACUUUGAUGACUUUAAAGCCUCUGCCAUCUUCAAUACAAAUUUAAACAUCAAUGCACUAUUGAGUAGUUUCAAUGCACGAGCAAGUGAUAUAGAAAUUCAGUACCACAUGCAUUUGAAGCCUCCAACACUUGCAACCAAAUUUGCUAUAUCUUAAGAUUUUGUUUAGCAAGAAAGUGCAUGGGAAGAUUUUGAAAAAUAAGGGAAAGAAUGAACUAAAAAGAAUGUAUGUUUUUUGGUCCAGUAGUCUUAUGGUUGGAAUUUAUUUUCCCUCUU